Messenger RNA from Megalobrama amblycephala (Wuchang bream), 2724 nucleotides. RefSeq lists its product as uncharacterized. The transcript is spliced from 7 exons. The record is from RefSeq and is a predicted model, not a curated record. NCBI's taxonomy places the organism in Eukaryota, Metazoa, Chordata, Actinopteri, Cypriniformes, Xenocyprididae. Bases 925 to 1572 code for a protein of 215 amino acids.
UGUACUGAACUCUUGUUAUUCAACUAUGCCGAGGUAAAUUCAAUUUUCCAUUCUAUGGCACCUUUAAAUAAAUAGAACCGAAUGUCAGGGCUUUAUGAGUCAUAUGUAAACCUGUAGAUUCAUCUGAAACUCACACACAUGUUUAUUAUGUGUUAAAAUUGUAAUCUUAGUUCAAAUGGAACAUUAUGUAUUAUUACAACUGUAUACAUUAUUUAAAUAAGCAUGUAUAUAUUGUCUAAUGCCCAGGUGGCAUAAGCAAAAGCAGGCUGUGUAGUUGAAAUGGAGAUAAUAUUUUGCAAAAGAAAAGAAGCCUGUUCUCGAUGCUAAAUAUUAUAAUAUUUGUAUUAGAUAUUUGUGAUAUUUAUCUAAUAAAGGGACUUUUCUACUACGACGUCGGAGCGCAAAAAUAUGAUUUCUCUGCAUGGCAAGCCAUCUUGCAAACACAAUGGUAAAAACAACAACAAUAGGCAGCAUAUUCCCCGAACCUGCAGCUCCUGUCAAAAAACAACCAGAGCGUUAUUUCCGGCGUGACGAUCGAGUCUGUCCCAAAAAUACCUCUCAAUGUGCCCUCGUGGACUCGCGCCAAGGGCCCUAUAGGUCUGCACUACAUGACGUCACCAAAGUGUGGACUCUGAGGAAGUCCACAAGUCCGGAGUGUGCCAUUUGGGACAGGGCCAAGGAGGAAUCUCCCGUCAGGAUUUGUUUCUCUCAGUCUUUCAGGUUUUGGAAGCAUAAACUCUCUCUCUCUUCUUCUUCAGCAGUAUUUCAGACGUCAUGUAACUUCAUUAUUCAGUCACUGUUAAACUUCUCCGUUUAUAUUCAGCAGGUUUUGUUUGUAAAUGUCGUCAGUCGGAUGGGUGUGGCUCAGUAUUAAUAGAGAAAUAGAGAUAGAGAAAUCAGAAUUUAGUUGGAAUCUACAACAAUAUGAAGAACUAUUCAAAAAUCUCCCUGUUUUUAUUUAUAAUCUGUGUGUUUGGAGCUGAUGAAGAUGAUGUGAAGAGUGUGUCAGUGAUGGAGGGAGAUUCUGUCACUCUAGACACUGAUUUAACAGAAUUUAAUCAUAUAAAUUGGCUAUUUGGAGAUUCAUACUCAUUCAUUUCUAAAUCUGAUGGAAAUGAGAUCUCAUAUCCCCUCAAUGACACCGAGAGAUUCAGAGACAGACUGAAGAUGAAUAAUCAGACUGGAUCUCUGACCAUCAACAACACGAGAAUCACAGACUCUGGAGAUUAUCAUCUACGGAUUGAUCAUGACUAUGUGACCUCAAAGAAGAAAUACAGAGUUACUGUCAAUGGAUCAUCUGUUUCAGAUUCAGCUCUGUCUCCAUUUGCUGUAGCAGCAAUAGUUGUUGUCAUUCUGCUGGUGUUUGCUGUUGUUAUCUAUUGCUGUAAUAACUCUAAACAAGAGGGGCAAAACCCUGUGACUGAUGAAGAGAAGACUGAAUCCACCAAAGAGGAUGUUACAAACUACCAAUCAGCAGCAGCAGAGGAUCCAAAUACAAGAUAUUCAGAGUUAUUACACAUGGUUCCAGAGGAAAAAAUGCAAAUGAAUUUGAGAGAUUCCACUGUUGAGUGAAGAAGAUCCGGGUUCAGUAUGUUAAGGCUUGUCCACAAGUGCCCUAUCAAAACAUUUAGUCAUUUUUACACUCAUGACAAGAGAAGUUUUCAUUUAUCAGACUGUAUAUAAAUGUUCAUGACCAUCAAGUGCCACAUUCAGUGAGUCGACGUCAAUACCUUUUUCCAGAGUAAACGAUGAGUGUCUCCAUUACAAAUUCUAACUUCUGAUUGGAUGCUCUCCUGUUCCGGUCUCCAUAGGAACCCGUUCAUCUGUUUUCAGUGUAGCUUCAUGUCGUCGACACACUCAUUAAACUUUGACGGGUGAAACACUGACACAAGGCGGUCAUUGAGACACUGUAAAGUGAUGGUGCUAUGGAGCCAUGUGCUUUUUAAACAAUUUAAAAGCCGCUUGUGACACCUGCUGGUGAGGAUGACUAACAGCAGAUGGAGAUCAUGAUGGAGCGAAAAAAACCUGUUGAAUAUUUUAGGUUGUAUUUUUAAACAGACUGAAAAUGUUGAAAGUGAUAUCUGAAAGGUGAAUAUGAAUAUUCAAGUUUUGAAAACGUGUGAAAUGUUUUGAAUUGAAAUAUUCACAGCUUAAGUAUACGGCCACGUUGAAUUUCAGCCUAUAAAAAUACAAGCCCUAAAAAUACAUUAAAAUGCAAGCAUGGCUAGUGCAAUGCACUUUUUUUUUUUUUUUUUUCAAUUAGUGCAAUUCAACAAGCUUUUUAUUUCAAAAACAUUUGGCAUUAAUAAACUUACAUAGUUUUCAAGCGCACUUAUCUGAAGCUUUUCUUAUCUUGAAGGUUUUGCACCAUGCCUGUCAUCAUAGAUAUGCAUUUCAAUUCACUAACUUGCAAUUCGAUUCGAUAUCAGUUAUUUAUGGAUAUACUGUAUAUCUGGUACAGUACAUGGCAAAUUUUCUCAAGAAAAAAAAAAACUCAGCUAAUGCUUUAAAAUAUACAUGGGAAUCAGUUGGUACUACAGUAAUAUUGAAGGUUAAAAUUAACUGAUUUGUAUACAAACUUAAAUAAAAAAAAUAAAAAAUUUAAGGAUAAACCUUUAAGGACAUUUUUAUAAUAGGCUACAAAAGUUAUAAUAGGCUUUUGAAAAAGUUAUUUUUACUCCAAAAAUAUAAACAUUUAAAUGGUGGCUGGCAACUUGACGGAUU